Messenger RNA from Homo sapiens (human), 1075 nucleotides. RefSeq names its product PTTG1 regulator of sister chromatid separation, securin (gene PTTG1). NCBI's taxonomy places the organism in Eukaryota, Metazoa, Chordata, Mammalia, Primates, Hominidae. The coding region runs from base 404 to 1012 and encodes 202 amino acids. The transcript is spliced from 5 exons. Gene Ontology annotation, biological process: chromosome organization. The record is from RefSeq and is marked reviewed. Gene Ontology annotation, cellular component: cytoplasm; nucleus.
CGCGGGUGGUUAGUUGAGCCGGCUCCGGCGGGGAAGGAGGCGGGCUGCGGCUGCGGCUGGGGCUGAAGCUGGGGCUGGGGUUGGGGGACUGCCCGGGGCUUAGAUGGCUCCGAGCCCGUUUGAGCGUGGUCUCGGACUGCUAACUGGACCAACGGCAACUGUCUGAUGAGUGCCAGCCCCAAACCGCGCGCUGCUCGGGACCUUAGAGCCUCUGACUCAGGCUGGAAGAUUUGAGAGCUGGAUUAAGUACUUGUUGGCUCACGCCCGUGACUGUUCCGCUGUUUAGCUCUUGUUUUUUGUGUGGACACUCCUAGGAUAGAAAGUUUGGUAUGUUGCUAUACCUUUGCUUCUCCCACCUUCCCCAAUAUCUAAUAUGUAUUUCUCAUUCUUAGAAUAAUCCAGAAUGGCUACUCUGAUCUAUGUUGAUAAGGAAAAUGGAGAACCAGGCACCCGUGUGGUUGCUAAGGAUGGGCUGAAGCUGGGGUCUGGACCUUCAAUCAAAGCCUUAGAUGGGAGAUCUCAAGUUUCAACACCACGUUUUGGCAAAACGUUCGAUGCCCCACCAGCCUUACCUAAAGCUACUAGAAAGGCUUUGGGAACUGUCAACAGAGCUACAGAAAAGUCUGUAAAGACCAAGGGACCCCUCAAACAAAAACAGCCAAGCUUUUCUGCCAAAAAGAUGACUGAGAAGACUGUUAAAGCAAAAAGCUCUGUUCCUGCCUCAGAUGAUGCCUAUCCAGAAAUAGAAAAAUUCUUUCCCUUCAAUCCUCUAGACUUUGAGAGUUUUGACCUGCCUGAAGAGCACCAGAUUGCGCACCUCCCCUUGAGUGGAGUGCCUCUCAUGAUCCUUGACGAGGAGAGAGAGCUUGAAAAGCUGUUUCAGCUGGGCCCCCCUUCACCUGUGAAGAUGCCCUCUCCACCAUGGGAAUCCAAUCUGUUGCAGUCUCCUUCAAGCAUUCUGUCGACCCUGGAUGUUGAAUUGCCACCUGUUUGCUGUGACAUAGAUAUUUAAAUUUCUUAGUGCUUCAGAGUUUGUGUGUAUUUGUAUUAAUAAAGCAUUCUUUAACAGAUUCUU